Messenger RNA from Clarias gariepinus (North African catfish), 2347 nucleotides. RefSeq names its product selenoprotein P2 (gene selenop2). Gene Ontology annotation, cellular component: extracellular region. The transcript has 4 exons. The record is from RefSeq and is a predicted model, not a curated record. Gene Ontology annotation, biological process: selenium compound metabolic process. Gene Ontology annotation, molecular function: selenium binding. Lineage: Eukaryota; Metazoa; Chordata; Actinopteri; Siluriformes; Clariidae.
AGCUGAGCCGUCCUUUGAUGCUUUUAUUUUGUUUUAUACGAUAGAAUUUGUGGGAUUUGAGCUCACAUCCUUCCAUAGCUGAGAGGGUAAGGACAAAGACGGGGUCAUGCGCACUCUCUUGGCUCUGUGCUUGGCCUCGCUCCCGGCCCUGUUCUGGGCUUCGCUGUUCUUAGAGAGGGAAGGCAGCGGCUCGGCCAUCUGUAAAGCGGCGCCGCACUGGGAGAUCGAUGGACGCUCCCCCAUGAAGGAGCUGCUGGGAAACGUGGUGGUGGUAGCACUGCUGAAAGCCAGCUGACAUUUCUGCCUCACGCAGGCCGCUAAGCUGGGAAAACUGCGUGAUAAGCUGGCGCGGGGAAACCUGACCAGCGUGGCCUUUCUGAUCGUGAACGACCAGGACGCUCACUCCAGAGCCAUGUACUGGGAGCUGAAGAGACGGACGGCACAAGACAUCCCCGUGUACCAGCAGAGCCCGCUGAACCCCGACAUCUGGUACACGCUGGAUGGGGACAAGGACGACUUCUUAGUCUACGAUCGAUGCGGCCUCCUGACGUUUCACAUCGUCCUGCCGUACAGUUUCCUGCACUACCCCUACGUGGAGGCGGCCAUCAGAGCCACGUACCAGCAAAACAACUGUAACUGCACGGUAACAACGGGUAACACGCCUGCAGAAAGAGGUUUUGAGCAAAACAUGACCGCAAUAGAAGAAGAAUUCCCCGUGCGCAAUGAUAAUCAUCACCACCAUCAUCACCCUCAUGAUCAACAUCAACAACUUCAUCAUCAAGACAACCAGAGUGGCUCCUCCCAAAAAAAAGGCUCUGACGACGCCACGUCAAGCUCGCACUCGCAUGACACGGAACACGAACAACCUGUAAUCAUGCAAACACACACUUAAGCCAAAGACAUCAUUUUAAUUUUCAUUUCAGAACCACGCUUUUAAAUAUCUUAUGGAACAAGCGAGGCAUAAUUACAUACUGUUUCUUUACUGGAGCUGCGAUGCUAAAUCAGCUAACUACUGCGCAAAGCAUAUAGCUACUAGAUUAGCGUGGUACAAUUUCUGACACUUUUUUGCUAAACGCAGUCGUAGGGCAGUCUGGAAAUCAAAUUACAGGAAAUGAGUUAAUCCGUUAAUAAUCCGUACGGGUAUUUACAUCAAGAUUGAGUUUUUAAAUUACGCAACAGUUUAACGAACAUUCAGCAAAAGGUAUUAGUUUCAUAUUAUUUGAACCUUAAAAGACAAAUCGGCAAACUGGGCAAAAGUAAUGGCACCCUAUGAAAGGUUAAAUAAGAUAGCAGGUAAGACAUGUUGUGUUUAUUUUAUACCAGCAAAGCAGGAAAUCAAACACACGCAAAUUCGAUUGGCAAACCGUGUAGAACAGGACAAGCAGAAACCAGAAAAGAAAAUUAAGUCAAAACACAAUCGCGGUAAAUAAGGCUUGAUAACGUCCUGAUAAACUCCUGGGAGCGAAUACUUCGCAAAAUCUGAUGGAGUGUCUCCGGUAGCUGAAGAGCUGUGGUGGCUGAGCUGCAUUAUUGGAAGACUUUGCUUUCACUCUGCAUCUAGAGGGCGCUCUUUCUCACUUUGUUCAUUUUCAUAUUUUGUAUCUGAGCUUUAUAGAGUUGAGUGGGUGUGGCUACUACUAUAGUAAUGAGCCUUUUCAUGAACACUAUUGUUCAUAAUCUCUGUUCAAAUUUAUUAACAUGUGCUUUUGAGUUCGAAGAAAAUCAACGUCAAUGAAAUCUACGGUUAAGACCAGUGCUUUAUAGAGAGCUAACUUUAAAGCCAGGUUUCCUUAUGUGUUAGCAAAAAAAAAAACAUCUAAACAAAUAACUAUAUUUGUGAUAAAGGAAAAUGUGCUUUUCCUGUAGUUAAUUUAGUUCGUAAACACUCGUGGUCCAGUGUAUUUUCUCAGCACGUCUCUGACCAGCUUUCAGACGGAGAGCCGUCGCCAAUAGAUCGUUGUAAAACGUGCGUUCCUCUUGGGUUCCUCUUUGUUGCUCUUAAUGAAGCUUGCACGUCAAACCCGGCCUGGGUGUGUGCAAGCAGAUGCUGAGCCGAGGAGAAAUCACGUGGAGCACCAACACACCUUCUGUCCAAGAUGGCUGCCCAUGAGGGCUGAGGUUUCCUCCAGGGACACCGAAUCAUCGACGUUCUGCGAUGUGUGUUUGACUGAACGAGGAGCUUAAUAUACUGGUUUAUACGAGGCAGAUCUCUUAUAUGGUAAUAUGGAAUAAUCUAAAGAUGUUAGAUUGUUUUUUAACCAUGAAAAAAACUGUUAAUAAGUUAAACUUAAUGUUAAAUAGUGAAUCAUGUCCUGUACUCACAUUUUUUCCCCUUAAUAAAAUAUUA